AUGACGGACAACAACACAUCACAGCAGUACGCCACCCCUGUCAAAAAGGUCCUGCGAUCACAGACCUGGAACGACUCGGCCUCGCAUAACCUCACCGUCGCGUCGCCUUCCACACCCGCCUCCAAUUCGACCGCAACCGACGGCGGUCAACUCUUCCAGUCCAAACCGCGCCACAUCGACCAAGCUCGUGCUCAGCAGGAUGCACAGCAGGCCUUCGCCCAACACACAUCCGAGUUUGAAGAAUCUCGUGACAAGCUACUGGGCACCAUUGACACCACCAGCACGCUCCUUGCCGACCUGCGCGACUUCAACAAGAACAAGCGCUUGAUCCACUACGCUGCUGCCGAUGACGCCCACAAAGCCAGCUCAUCAAGUCAGUCCCACAAGCGCUCGCACUCCAACUCCCAGCACAGCCUCGAAGAAGCCGACGCCAACCUGCACACUUCUUCGGUCGACAGCGCUCACCGUCCCAUGCCACCCGCUUUCAUGCGCUUGAACACCACGGGUGGUCACGCUAGCUUGCCCAGCACACCAGCUCGUAACGCCCUCACCAAUCAACAGAGUCAGAACGAUGAUGAAUCCGACGAGUCGACAGACAUGUCGGUACUCAAACUUGACCUUCGUGUUGGAUCCGUCGCGGUCAACCCUCAGGCUCUUAUGCGUUCGCUAGAGCGAUCCUCCGUAGCGCAGCUGCUUGACGGCAGGAUGGAGAAGUCCGAGCGCCAUCUUGAGAACCUAAAGCAGCGUCUGUCCGACACGCAGUCCAAGGUGCUCGUCACGGGUGAUCUCAAUGCAGGCAAGUCCACCUUUGUCAAUGCAUUGCUCCGCCGACCCCUCAUGCCCACCGACCAGCAACCCUGCACCACCGUCUUUUGCGAGGUGCUCGACGCUUCCGAACUCAACGGCAACGUCGAAGAAGUUCACAUGCUCAAGCAGGGCGUCAAGUACUCUUCGCAGGACGACUCGACAUUCACACGUCACACACUCGAGGAAGUCGAGCAGAUCGUUGCUGAGGCCGAAGAGGUCUCGCCAGAGGAUGCACCCAUCCUCAAGUGCUACGCUCACGACACUCGCGCCACCCAAGACUCUCUGCUCAAGAACGGCAUCGUCGACAUUGCCCUCAUCGACGCUCCCGGUCUCAACCGCGACAGCCUCAAGACCACCGCUCUAUUCGCUCGUCAGGAGGAGAUCGACGUUGUCGUCUUUGUUGUCAGCGCCGAGAACCAUUUUACCCUUUCCGCCAAGGAGUUCCUGUGGAACGCCUCACACGACAAGGCAUUUGUCUUCAUUGUUGUCAACAAGUUUGAGUCGAUCAAGAACAAGGACAAGUGCCGCAAGCUUGUCCUCGACCAGAUUCGCCAGCUCAGCCCACGCACUUACGAGGAUGCCGCCAGCUUGGUGCACUUUGUCGACUCGCAGGCCGUGUUCGGCGCCGAAAGCGACUCUUCUGCGGCACCCGACACGCCAUCAGAGGAGCUGGGCCGCAAGGUGGAAGGUGGUUCGACGAUCGAGAGUCGCAGCUCGGAAAGCCUGCAGUCCUUUGCUCGUCUUGAAGCGGCGCUGCGGGACUUUGUGCUGCUCAAGCGAGCCAAGUCGAAGCUGUUGCCAUCGAAGACAUACAUGCUACGAUUGCUCUCGGAUAUCAUCUUCCUCGCCAAGAUCAACACGCAGGUAGCACAGAUCGAGCUCGCCGAAGCCACCAAGGCUCUCGAGGUGGCACGACCGGAGCUCGCCAAGUGUCAGGCAUCACAGCAGAAGCUCGAGACGGUCGUUGAGGGCGAAGAGGACGAGGCGGUGACUGCAGUGAUGCAGGAAGCCCAGCGGAAGCUGUCGUCGGCCAUUGACCUUAUUGGCAACGGCAAGCCCGCUAUCGAAGCAGUGCAGCUGCCAGUGUACCCUGGUCUCUUCAACGUGGGGCAGUAUGCACAGGAGGUGCGACACGCGCUCACGUCUUCGCUAGAGCUUGCGCUGCGCUCGGUGGAAGACACUGCUCGCGGCACAGCUUCGCAAGCGGUGGAUCGAGUGCAGAAGCUCGGGCUGGUGCAUCUUCCGGAUAACGACGCCGAGAAGCGACAGAGGAUCUUCAACCCGGAUGUUAUGUUUGCCAAACGACGUGCGAUGCCUGGUCUCGUGGGUCUUGGACUCGGAUCUCAGGUAGUUCAGGUGCAGCCGUCCGACUUCUUUGACGCCUACCACCACUUCACCAUCGUCACUGGCGGCAGUCUGUCACAGGAUCAGAGCGACAAGAAGGACAAGAGCAGCCAUGACGAAUUGAGCUUGGUGUCGUCAUUGUCGCUCGGUCUCGGUGCACUGACAUUGGUGGGCGGCAAGACGCUGGGAGUCAAGUCGGCUGUGGAUACGCUUGUGCGCAUCUCGGAUCUGGUCGGCAAUCCUACGGCUCGCCGAUGGGCCGGACCAGUGUUCGCCGUGGUGUCGACGGGGUUGGUGGUCUACUUCAUUUACGACCUGCCCAACAGCGUACCUCGCAACAUUGGGCGCAGCAUCAAGUCCGGUCUGCAAUCAGGCACAUUGCUUCGAUCCAACGACAGCGCUGCCCUCACUACGUUGGCGCCUUCUGCUUCUUCGUCAUCAGCUCAAGGCGAAGAGGCAUCGUUCACCGCGGUUCACUCGGCCCGGGUGGGACGCGAGACACGAAAGGUGCUCCGUCUUGCCUCGUGGGAUCUGCAAGAACGCUUCCGCGUGGCCAUUGCGCAACGCCGUGCUGAGGUGGAGAAGCAGGAAGCCAAGCAGGCGUCGGCUAACCUUGCGAUUGAUUGGUUUGACAAGACAACGUCGCGCGUGAUUCAGAUCCGAGGCCAGGUGGACGAGGUCAAGGGUCUCGAAGCUUGA
Kalmanozyma brasiliensis GHG001 is the source of this 2850-nucleotide messenger RNA. RefSeq names its product Dynamin, GTPase domain protein. The transcript has a single exon. Gene Ontology annotation, biological process: mitochondrial fusion. Gene Ontology annotation, molecular function: GTPase activity; GTP binding. NCBI's taxonomy places the organism in Eukaryota, Fungi, Basidiomycota, Ustilaginomycetes, Ustilaginales. Gene Ontology annotation, cellular component: mitochondrial outer membrane. Bases 1 to 2850 code for a protein of 949 amino acids. The record is from RefSeq and is a predicted model, not a curated record.